AUGUUAUCCAAAGCCAUCUUCUUCUGGGUAUGCACCGAAUUCCUCGCACGAAACACAGAAGGUUCCAGUCCUCCAGCUGUAGCAGAUGACGAAGUUCUAGUCCUAUCCCUUCAGGAGUCGGGGAGGCCCUCCUCUGAGAGUUACGCCAGGUUGUUGACUCCUUUUCCAGAACUCAGGUCCUUUACAGUCUGCUACUGGCUGAAGCUGGGCAGAUUUCGAGAAGAAUCCACCCUCAUGUCCUAUGCAGCGACUGAUGACAAGGACAACGAGAUCAGAAUGGACCACCGUCUGACAGGUUACAGAGUCGCCCUGAGAGGUGGAUGGGCUAUAACAGACAUUCAAACUCCUCUCAGGCACUGGACGCACUUCUGCUUCGGAUAUACUCUUGGUAGUGACGACUGGCAAAUUUUCGUUGAUGGUGAGAAACAAGCUCAAGGGACCAUGGUCACAGAAAGUGGAUACUUAGUAUCUAAUGGAAGUUAUGUCAUUGGUCAGGAACAAGAUUCAUUCGGCGGCGGGUUUCAGCGGGACCAGAGUUUCAGCGGAGAAAUAACAGAACUGGAUUUUUGGGAUGAAACCAUCAGCGAUGAAAGUAUAAAAGAGGCUGCAAGUGGUGGUCUCUUAGUUCCUCAGACGGAUGACGAGAACUCUCUGCUGUACGAAUCAUCCAAAGACAGAGCACAACAGUGUUCUGGCGGCCAGGGCUCCUCUUACAUGUGGCUAGGUGCGAACGACGAAGUGAACGAGGGCCAGUGGGUAUCCUGGGCUACUGAAGAGCCCAUUGGCUGGGAGGGCCCUUGGAGAGGUUUAGGACCCAAUGGGGGAACUGCCGAAAACUGCAUGGUGAUGUUAGCAGGAGACUUUCCAAGCAUGUGGUCUGAUAUAGCUUGUCUGGACACUUACUCAUUCUGCGUUCCCUGCGAAUUCAAGCAGCUGACUUCGUUGCACCUAAAGGGCGCUGCCCUUUGCAAUAGUUCCCCCUUCAAUCAGCAGUAUUUUCUAGACAGCGAGAAAAAUGGUCGUCCAUUCUUUGCUGGAUUCUUUCAUUCGGAUAUUUACUGGGAUCCUUUGAGUGGAUCCUGGACUCUGCAGUCUUUAAAAGAACCUGGAGCACAAGCAAGAUGGACGGUUAGAAACGAAGGCCAGUAUCCAUUCGGCACACACGACUGGAUUUUGCUGGGAGAAGUUUGUGGGAUGUUACCAGGCACCGUCGUUCCAUUGACUAUAUCAGUAUGCCGCAUCGGACAAUUCACAUGCGCCGACGGCACCUGCAUUAAUCUAACUAGCCGUUGUGACCUCAGGGUCGACUGCCCUGACCAAAGCGACGAGUCAGCUUGUUCGCUCUUGGAUAUACCCGAGGGGUAUCAUACUGAUAUCCCUCCCCCGUACGUCAAAGGAGAGCCCUUGCCUGUAUAUUUCAUUCUAGAAUUGACGUCUUUCCCUUCGAUUAUCACUCAAGACUUGACGCUCACUGCGAACUUCAAGCUUUCGUUGCGGUGGCGAGACCUGAGGAUUAAUUUCCUCAACCUCAAGGAUGACGGGAGCCUCAACGUACUGCCGCCUGGAAUGGCGACUUCCAUCUGGACGCCCAAGGUGUUCUUCAGCAAUGCGCAGAAGAACGUCCACACAAACUUAGACCAAGGGGCUCGCGUAGAGUGCGUUCGUCAGGGUCCUUCUGUGCCAGGACCUCCGAGUAACCCAGUUGAAGUGAAUAUCUUCUCUGGACAUGAAAACAGCAUCGAGAUGAGUCAGUUUUACAGCGUUACCUACACCUGUGACUUCAACCUUGAAAUGUUUCCUUUUGAUUCACAAGUUUGCUCUCUCCAGUUCACAAUGGAAUCCGGUUCGUCUUCCUAUCUUCGCCUGAUCCCAGUCAACAAUACUUACAGAGGCAGAAGGAAUCUUAUUGAGUAUACAAUAAACAUCUAA
Macrobrachium nipponense is the source of this 1929-nucleotide messenger RNA. RefSeq lists its product as uncharacterized. Gene Ontology annotation, biological process: monoatomic ion transport. Gene Ontology annotation, cellular component: membrane. Gene Ontology annotation, molecular function: protein binding; extracellular ligand-gated monoatomic ion channel activity. The coding region runs from base 1 to 1929 and encodes 642 amino acids. The transcript is spliced from 9 exons. NCBI's taxonomy places the organism in Eukaryota, Metazoa, Arthropoda, Malacostraca, Decapoda, Palaemonidae. The record is from RefSeq and is a predicted model, not a curated record.